Messenger RNA from Micropterus salmoides (largemouth bass), 2775 nucleotides. RefSeq names its product leucine-rich repeat and transmembrane domain-containing protein 2-like. The transcript is spliced from 4 exons. Lineage: Eukaryota; Metazoa; Chordata; Actinopteri; Centrarchiformes; Centrarchidae. Gene Ontology annotation, molecular function: protein binding. The coding region runs from base 460 to 1665 and encodes 401 amino acids. The record is from RefSeq and is a predicted model, not a curated record.
UGUGCUGGACAGAGAUGUGGGAGGAUCAGAGGGACCCGAAGCGAUGAGGAUGAAUAGGAGAACGACGACGAGCGGCGUUUGAUCCGGAGUAAAACUCCAGUCCAGCUUCUGGUUUGAAGACACCGUCAGACUCUGGUUUUAAUGAGGAAUCUAGCUUCUGGCGUUUUAAGCAGAGACCAGUUUCUGUCCUUGAAGACAAGUCCGGUUUCUGGGCUCAGAUUUUAAAACACAAAUCCAGGUUUUGGUUUUAAGACAGAAGAGCUUCAGUCCUUUUUUUUGGGCUUCUUUUCUGAACGCUGCAGAUGAAGGAGAAGAACUGUUUCUGUCUUCAUUCUCUGUUUGGAGGCUGAAGCAGCAGAGCAGAUGGACGCUCUCUUCAGCUGGACGUUGGUGUGAUUCGGCAGAGUGAAGGACAGCCUGAUGAGAGCCUAAAGUUGCAGUAGAGUCGAGGUGACAGACAUGAAGAAGAACCUGGACCAGUAUGGACAAAGUCACCUGGAGAGUCUGGUCUGUGCAGCCCUGUCCAGCCUGGUUUUCCUUCUACUGGGACUGCUGGGCUCGGUCCAUGGCUGUCCUGGUGUCUGCACCUGCUAUGGUAACACUACUGACUGCUCGGCUGUCGGCCUUCUCUCUCUGACACCCAUCUUAGCGCUGCUGGACCCCGACUCUCUGAUCCUUCGCUUACCCCAGAACAACCUCUCCUCUCUGGGCACAACUGAGCUGUCGAACCUCAGCAGCCUGGAGCUGCUGGAUCUUUCCCAGAACCACUUUUCCACCCUGCAGCCUGGAGCUUUCUCGGGCCUGAGCGGCCUACGCUGGCUCAAUAUCUCCGCCAACUACCUCGGGGCGCGACCGGCGACCUCUGACCCCAACAACAGCUCAGAGGUUCUGCAGGGCUCAAAUGGAAGUCAAGGGAGCGUUGGCCUGAGCAAGGAGGUUUUUAAGGGGCUGUGGCGUCUACGAGGGCUCGACUUGUCCUCCAAUGGCCUCAUGUGGCUGCCCAAAGGCCUACUGGAUGCACUUCCAAGACUCACCUGGCUGUCCUUGGCCGGGAACCGGUUGGUGACCCUCGACAGAAUCACCUUCGAGCCCCUGGUGGGGCUACAGCAGCUCCAGCUGGCGGGAAAUCCCUGGGAGUGUGACUGCAAGCUGAGAGACUUCAAGCACUGGAUGGAGUGGUUGAUUUACAGGGAUGGGCAGGUAGAUGUGAUGCAGUGCAGUCUCCCGGGGGAUUUGAAGGGCAGAGACAUCCGCAGCGUGCCAGCAGAGAUGUUCAACUACUGCCUGCAGAGUCCGGCCAAAGAGGGCGCCUCGAGUUAUGUCACCCGGCAUCCCUGCCCGCCCGGUCGGAUCAGCAGCAACGAUGAAUGUGUUCGCCAGCGGUACCGGCCUGUCAGUGUCCGCCGAGCUCACGGCACGCAAAUAGUUGCAGGUGUGAUUUGUGGCACAGUGUGCAUCAUGAUGGUGGUCGCGGCAACUUACGGCUGCGUCUAUGCCUCGCUGAUGGCGCGGUACCAGAGGGAGCAGAAGAGCCGCGGCCAGCCUCUGAUGGCCGAGUCCGGAGCCGAGACGGACAUGGAGGACGGGCAAAUGAACUCCCCAGAGGAAACGCUACCCAAAGAGGCUUGCGGCAUCGUGCAAGGGUAUCGAAUCAGCAGCUUCUGACCCACUGCUGUUUACUGAUUUAAGAUCCUUCCAGGACACGCUAGCUGCUUCUGCUCUCAUCACUGAUGACACGACGUCUGGAGAGAGAAACCCCGCAGCUCUGCGAUUGUGCUGAAAAUCGCAGACUGAUUGUACAGCUAAUGGAUUGGACUGGAUUCAGCGAAACUGGAAUGCUGCGGCACUUCCUUUAAUGUAUGGAUGCUCUGAAUUGUUAUUCCCCGCGCUGCAUCUCUCAACCAGCUUUAAAAACCCUCUGAAGCUGCUGUUUGGCACUUCUGCACCUUGACUUCCUUUCAUCUGUGUUUUUGAUUCUUCUUUAGAAAUAUGGAACCUUUUUGUUCAAGCAGUCUGUCUUUGUAUCUGAGCCCAACAAGCACAAGCUCCAAAAGUAUAAAAGUCUUUGAAAUGUGACAUUUCUCCUCUUGUUUGUUGCACAAAUGCUCUUUCUCUUUAUUUUUAUAGAUACGUUAUGUGCAUUUUAUGUUUAUCUUAAAUUUCCCCACUUUGAGAAAUGAUUCUUUGGAUGCCCUGUUGAAUUCCCUCCAAAUAACAGACAGUUUAAACCAUAAUAAGAGUUCUGCUGCUGUCAGGGAAGUGUUGCUUCAAGCUGUGUAAACUGCUUUCAAACAAUACAAGAGCUGUACUGCCACCUAGAGGUCAAGCUUUGAGCUACAACGCCUUUCAAUCCAGCACAAACCAACUCUCAAGCUCUCCUACGAGGUAAAACUAAAAAUAUUCCCAGCAUAGUCAAAGUAUGAGAUACUGAAUGAAAAUGUAACAUAUACUGUAACUUUCGUGUGUUUUCAUUUAUUUUAAGCCAUAUUUUCUGUGAAAAGCACAUGAACCAUUGUCUCAACUCCAGGACUGUUGAUCAUGCUGAAGAUAAUAAACUCUAUUUAUCUAAACUGUAUUUCUCCUCUUAAAAACAAGACAGCUCAGCUCACACGACAUUCAAAUCGGAUGAUCCAACAAGAGCCGUAAAAACCACAUUCAUCAAACCACUAAAAAGAAAAGAGCCAGAAAGAACAUGGUCAUGUUUUUCUCCUGAUCAUGUCAAGAAAUCCUGCUGCAAUCCUCUCAGGACAGGUCGAGCCGAGGAAUACUGAUGGA